Suillus plorans is the source of this 273-nucleotide messenger RNA. RefSeq lists its product as uncharacterized. Lineage: Eukaryota; Fungi; Basidiomycota; Agaricomycetes; Boletales; Suillaceae. The record is from RefSeq and is a predicted model, not a curated record. The coding region runs from base 1 to 273 and encodes 90 amino acids. The transcript is spliced from 3 exons.
AUGUUCACUUCUGCUGCGAACAGAAUUGUUCAGACUGGCAUCGCUACUGUCAUCGUCCUCGAGUAUUCCGCCUUUCUCGCGGACGACUUGGAUGACUUGAAGUGCAUCGAGUCUGCCAUGGAAUACUACCUGAAAUCUCCGACAGCUGUCGUAGUGGAGAAAGGAGCGGAAGAGAUUUCUCGUCAAGGCUACGACGCAGAGGAACUAGAGAAGAAGAUUCUUGAGUUCAUCAUUGAAAAUCGCUUGUCGAAGGACUUGACAGCAAAGAAGUAG